GCGCGCCGGAAGUGACUGCAGCUGUCGGCCAGGACAGGAAGGAUCUGCUGUUUUGCGGGGCUUGCUGCUGGCACUGACUCCCGGUUUGCGAUGGGCUGCGACGGGGGAACAAUCCCCAAGAGGCACGAACUGGUGAAGGGACCCAAGAAGGUUGAGAAGGUUGACAAAGAUGCUGAAUUAGUGGCCCAGUGGAACUAUUGUACUCUAAGUCAAGAAAUAUUAAGGAGACCGAUAGUUGCCUGUGAACUUGGCAGGUCACAUCCAACCUUCAAACUACUUUACAACAAAGAUGCUGUCAUUGAGUUUCUGUUGGACAAAUCUUCUGAGAAAGCUCUUGGGAAGGCAGCAUCUCAUAUUAAAAGCAUUAAGAAUGUCACAGAACUAAAGCUUUCUGAUAAUCCUGCCUGGGAAGGGGAUAAAGGAAACACGAAAGGGGACAAGCAUGAUGACCUCCAGCGGGCACGUUUCAUUUGCCCUGUCGUGGGCUUGGAGAUGAAUGGCCGGCACAGGUUUUGCUUCCUGCGCUGCUGUGGUUGUGUGUUUUCUGAACGAGCCUUGAAGGAGAUAAAAGCAGAAGUCUGUCACACGUGUGGGGCUGCCUUCCAGGAAGACGAUGUCAUCGUGCUCAAUGGCACCAAGGAAGAUGUAGAGAUGCUGAAGAAGAAGAUGGAGGAAAGAAGGUUGAGGGUGAGGCUGGGAAAGAAAGCAAAGAAACCCAAGGCGGCAGAGCCUGUCCCAAACCCAGAUACCAGCGAAGAAUCCCCGGGGCCAUCAAAAGGUAUGACAGGGAAGCCUGAAGAAACUGGCCUUGAACCUAAAGAGAAGAAAGCCAGCGCGGUCCCCAAGAGUGCAGCUGGGAAGCCUCCAUGUGGAGCCAUGAAACGGUCCAUCGCUGAGAGCGAAGAAUCUGAAGCCUACAAGUCCCUUUUCACAACUCAUAGCUCGGCCAAGCGCUCCAAGGAGGAGUCGGCCCACUGGGUCACCCACACGUCUUACUGCUUCUGAACGUGCCCAGUGGUGACUGCAGCUCCUUCCUUCCACGGGCUCUUCUUCUUCUCCCUGUAGGCAGGUGGUUGUAAUCGUGUGAGCAUGUCAUAUCUCAUCUGGUGUAGUUCCGUUUGCAUGGUAUAAAGUUGUCCUGCCAAAUUUUUGAACCGCCGUGGUCACUCUUGUCUGGGAGGGCCUCUGACUUCCAGGAGGGGCUGUGGGAGCGUGGCCUGCCCUGCCGGGCGACCGUACUCAGCGCCUGCCCCUCUUAACCUCUUCCCGGGCCUGCAUUUAUGCUCGCUUCCAGCCAUAGCUGCACUUGGACCUUUCCACGACCAAGAGAGUUGUGUUGGCUGCACUUUUUAUGCUUGAAAUAAUUAAAACCUCCAGAUUCCUUACAGGCAUGUGGUUGGCUCAAUUUAAGUAAAAUCCUAAUGGUUUUGCCACCAAUAGAUAAUAAUAGAACAAGUGAAACAGCUUUUAGAAAGGAUGAAUUUCAAGUCCACAGUGUCUGCUAGAGUCUUUCAAGGACGUCACCUCUCUGUUCCAGCCCUGGAAGGAGCGGGGGGCUUUGGGUGAGAAGUCUUCCUCACCUCAGUUUAUCAUUUUGAAGAUAGAAGAGAUUUAAUUGGCACCUAAUGAUUUGGUACAUAAAUAAAUUGUCUUCCUUUUCUCUCA
This is a messenger RNA of Choloepus didactylus (southern two-toed sloth), 1665 nucleotides long. It is a transcript of the gene RTF2, whose product is annotated as replication termination factor 2. The coding region runs from base 91 to 1005 and encodes 304 amino acids. The record is from RefSeq and is a predicted model, not a curated record. Gene Ontology annotation, cellular component: nucleus. The transcript has 10 exons. NCBI's taxonomy places the organism in Eukaryota, Metazoa, Chordata, Mammalia, Pilosa, Megalonychidae. Gene Ontology annotation, biological process: mitotic DNA replication termination; site-specific DNA replication termination at RTS1 barrier.